AUGUCAGGCGACACCUUGAUGGGGGACCCCGACGACGCUCUCUUCUUCCCCGACACACGUCGCGCGGGAGAGGGAGGUGGCGAUGGAGGAUCCCCGUUCGACACCGACGCGUGGGACGACGAGGUGCUCGAUGUCAUUGACAAGGCGAGCGACACCUACGCCGCCAACCGCAGCAUCCACUACUACCUCGAGUACCACAAGCAGGAGUUCCUCGAGCUCUUGGAGCGCCAGGUCAACCUGAUCAAGACUCGCUCGCCGGUCCUGAAGCACAAUCGAAUCACCGUGUACGACAAGGCGCUCCUGAACAUCACCCGCAGCGGCCGCGACCUGGACCAACCCGCAGCCAUUGUCGUCUUUUGCGAAGAGUACCUUGGGAUCAGCAUCGCGGUGAAAGGAAGGGCUUCAGAUGUCACAACUGCACUUGGUCGCGCCAUGGACCUUCGAAACACUUUGAUCAGAGAUGCCCCCGAUCACGCGGAUUCCUACCAGCGAAGCCCCGAUCCCGAGCCAGAACACCCUGCGGUAAUCGAGGGAGGCCAAACUCAUAUGCAAGUGGUCGAUACGCAAGUCACACGUCUCUGGCAGGUCUACGAGCAGGCCAAAGCGGAUUUCAAUGCCGUGCCCAACAGAGAAGGCCAAGAGAUUAUCGACGCAGCCAAAUUUCUUCGCGACACCGCCGAGAACGCGAUCCAAUACCUGGCGGACAAGGACGUCGAUCCGGAAGCAAUGGCGGAAUUGCAGUCCACCUGCAACAUGGCAAAAGCGAACGUCGUGUCGUUGACCGGUGGCCGCAAGCGCAAGUUCGACGUCGUCGACAAGCUGGAGCAUGCACCUCGUGGACCCGAGGCAGAUGUUGCUGAAACUCCGACCGUUUCCUACGGACCCGAAACAUUCGAGGCAACUCCAAAUCCCGCAGCAGAACAGGCACAGGCGUACCGUCGCCGUCCCCUCGACGCUCGUGAGGACGACGUCAACAGCAAGAGGGAGAGGAGCGAGGGUAAGGAUCAGCAUCAUCAUCAUGACCAUCACUAUUCCAAGAGCUCGGACAGCGAGUACGGUGCUGGUGCAAGAUACUCCUCGUACGCUGGCGAGUCGGAGAGAGGAAGAAACAGAGAGAGACAACGCCGAAAUCGACGCCUAUAUGCACACAGUGGACGCGGUCAUGGAGACAGGGACAGGGACAGAUCUCGCAGUCGCAGACGCAAGGACCAUACCCGGGAUGCAAGCCGUGGUAAAGACCGUGAGUACGAGUGUGGUCGUGAUCGUGAUCGUGAUCGCUAUCACCGCGAGCGCAGCGACGAGGACGGAUACUGGCGACGACCCGAAACUCCGCCGUGGGACAGACACUGGAGCAGAGAGAGGACUCACCCGUACAGGAGAGAGGUCGACUCGUACAAGCCGUCGCGCAGAUGA
Exophiala spinifera is the source of this 1413-nucleotide messenger RNA. RefSeq lists its product as uncharacterized. The coding region runs from base 1 to 1413 and encodes 470 amino acids. The record is from RefSeq and is a predicted model, not a curated record. NCBI's taxonomy places the organism in Eukaryota, Fungi, Ascomycota, Eurotiomycetes, Chaetothyriales, Herpotrichiellaceae. The transcript is spliced from 2 exons.